AAAGGGGCAGUCACGGUACCGCCAACAGCUUGAUUUGGAUUUGAAUUUGAAUUUACUGUAACAUCACGGAUCCACCCACACAAUUUACAAUCCACCGUUGGAAAUAUUCCGUUCGAAGCUGUUAUUUUAUCGAUCUCUUGAUCGGUGUUUGUAAAGGCAAGAUGAUGAUGCCAAUGUCGAUGCCCUCUUCUUCUCCUCCUAGUACUAAUACUAAUACCGGUAGCCGCCGCAUCAGUUAUCGCCACUAUGGUAUUGUGAUUGCCACACUGUCGUUUGUCUUGGUCUUCCACCAACUGAGUCACAGCAGCAGCGAGUCAUUAACCAGUUUCCAGCUCCCCGCCUACCUGGACUACCAGACAACCUACCAUGAAGCCAAGUUUGUGGAAAUCGGUGAUUCUUCCGAGAAUGAACUUCCUCCGGGAUGUGAUUAUGCUUCUACCAAGUUAGACUAUUCCAAGACGUACGAUACCUGCAUUGUGGGAGCCGGUCUUUCGGGAACUGUCUUUGCCGAACGCACUGCCAAUCUACUGAAAAAGAAUGUCUUGGUCAUUGACUCGCGACCCCACAUUGGUGGCAACUGCUACGACUUUGUCGACCAAAAGACGGGCAUUCUACGCAAUCAGUACGGAUCUCAUCUCUUUCAUACCAAGAUCCAACGUGUCUGGGACUAUGUCAACUCCAACCCUCAAGCGCCACGGUGGAAUCCAUGGUAUCAUCAAAAAUUUGGACGCAUCAAUGGGAAUCUCUACGAGGGAAUGCUCAAUGGCACCUUUUACGUACCCAUUCCCGUUAAUAUCCUUACCGUCAAUCGAUUGUUUGGACUGCACAUUCAAACCGAAGAAGAAAUGAACGAAUGGCUCAAGACCGUACAGAUACCCUGUGAUGCUGUAAAGGGAUGUCAAAAUGCUGAAGAAAUGGCCAAAUCGCGCGUUGGAGAAGCACUCUACAAGGCUAUCUUUGAAACCUACACGAUCAAGCAGUGGGAUCGAUCUCCCAAGGAUAUGAAUGCAUCUGUGACAGCACGCAUCCCGGUUCGAUCCGAUUUUGAUCCUCGAUACUUUGCCGACAAGUGGCAAGCACUCCCUUCCAACGGAUACACGGCGUGGUUUGAAGCCAUGCUGAAGCAUCCACUCAUUGAUGUCGUCUUGGAAACCGACUUUUUCGAUCAUCAGCAACACUUGGAAGGACCCGCCUGCAAGACCAUUGUCUACACGGGACCGGUCGAUCGGUACUUUGCCGAUCAGGGAAUGGAAAAACUGCAAUACCGCAGCAUUACCUUUACGGAAGAACGACAUUACCAAACGCCGGGAUACAUUCUACCCACACCCGUUUUGAACUAUCCUGGACCGGAAACACCUUACACGCGAGCCAUUGAAUACAAGCACUACCUUCAUCAAGAAUCACCGCACAGCAUUGUCGUCAAGGAAACCACCUCGGAUGAAGGGGAACCUUACUAUCCCAUUCCCAAUCCACGCAAUCUGGCAUUGUACGAAAAGUACAAGCAAAUGGCCGAUGAUCUCGAACAACAGGGCAAGUUCAUCUUUGUGGGACGUCUCGCCAAUUACAAGUACUUUGACAUGGACAAGGCUCUUUUGAAUGCCCUGCAACUCUUUGAUCUGCAUGCCAACAAGACGACUGGCGGCGGUAGUACCGGUAGCAGCAGCAAGGUCGUUGGAUAGAAAGUCGAAGUGGGAGAUAGACGCAUUUAUUUGAGAAGCCACUUGUACUAAGUUUGUGGCUAGUUAAAUAGCUUAGUGCUGUAACGAAAGAAUAGAGACCAAGUUUUGCAGUACAGCUGAAACUCUGGCUAGCUACCUAGCUAGUUAGAGAAGCAUAAACUAGACAUUGGGAUCAGUUCUGGAACUGGAAUCUUCGGCCCAGCUCGAAACAAAGUAUCCAGAGAUUCUCCAGGCAUAAUAUCUAUACAUGUACUAGCUAGUAGUUGC
Messenger RNA from Seminavis robusta, 1946 nucleotides. The record is from the annotation of a GenBank genome assembly. NCBI's taxonomy places the organism in Eukaryota, Bacillariophyta, Bacillariophyceae, Naviculales, Naviculaceae.